Molecule: messenger RNA, 1074 nt
Organism: Acanthosepion pharaonis
Lineage: Eukaryota; Metazoa; Mollusca; Cephalopoda; Sepiida; Sepiidae
Source: the annotation of a GenBank genome assembly
AUGGCAGAGGAACAGAGUCUGUGUACUUAUCUUUUAAUUGAACCCUUUUGUGGCGGGUCUCAUAAACAAUUGAUCGAUCAACUGAUACAAGACAUUCCGGAUUGUUCAUCUUUUACUCUUCCUGGUAAAAAAUGGCAUUGGAGAGCGAGGACAUCUUCUGUCUAUUUCAGCCAGAUUAUUCCGAAAAAUAACGGCAAUUGCAACCUUGUGGCAGAUACUUUGGUUUUCAAUUCCCAGUACAACAAAAAUUCUUUCUUGGAGAAUAUCUCUACCUUUUUGAAGCUUAUUCCUGACUACCGUCCAAGAAAUCUGGCUGAAAAACUGGCCCCCAAAUGCAAAGUUGUCCAUUUUCCUCUCUCUCUGCCUCCACUCCAUGUAAAUUCCUCAGCUUUCUGCAAGACAAUGCCUGGUGAGCAGGUAGAAAUUUCAGAUGAAAACUUACUAACUGACAAAGAAAAUUCCUGCUUGGCAAAUUCACUGGCUACUGAUUACCUGGCAUCCUUGCAGGUGGACAAUUACCCCAGUUCAACACAGAAACGCUCACUGGAUGAAGGCUGUUUAUCAGGACUUGUAUCCAAAUGCAGUAAGUUGAGCAAUGCAGAUCAAGAAGAUGGGAAUCUUCAAGAGAAAGCAGAGGAGAAAAAUGAGAAUAACGAUAACAUUCCGUCAGUGCCUCCGUCGAUAGAACCCGAGAGCAAACCUUUGCAUAUCGUAUGGCCACACAGAUGGGAACAUGAUAAAGAUCCUGAUACAUUGUUUGAGGUUUUACUCAAGCUGCAUGAAGAUGGUCUGGAAUUUUUUGUUUCUGUCAUUGGUCAAACAUUUACAGAUGUUCCAAGUGUGUUUGCUGAAUCCCAGACAAACCUUCUUUCCCACAUAAAAAAUUGGGGCUAUGUAGAAAAAAUCUUCCCAGGAUGUUAUUUGUAUAACACCUCAAACCAGUUGUACAAGAGACUAAAGGAAUUUUGUAAACGUCCAUUUCUUCCUCGAAAUCAUCACCCUCAGGUUGAUUUGGAGCAGUUUACUUGGAAACACCUGAAGCAGUCAUACUGUGACAUUUUAAAUGGAAUUUGA